UUCUCAGAUAGGAAUAUCUAGUAUUGAAAGAAAUGAAUCCCUCACUAUAAUCCUAUCCACCCACAUCGCUUAUUAAUUAGUGUGAUAUAUUGUUGCCUCUAUUGGAACAUCGUAGAGUGAAGAAAUGAAGCCUCCUAAUAAACCAUCCUCUUCUUCUUCUUCAUACAUGUGGCCUUCUUAUUCCUUUAUGGUUCUGUUGCUUGUAUUGCCUCUGCUUCUGAUCUCAAUACUUGUUUUUACACUCGGUGAAGCACGAUAUUUGUCAUGGCCACCAUGGAAAGCCGACAAACUUCUGGGUUACACUGAUGCUCCGCUAGUUUUGUCUACCAAAAGGCCUUCUGAAUUACUUGUAGCAGCACAAUCUCCAUUAACUUCUUCAAAACCCAACGAAACAGUUCUUGAUCUCCCUCAAGUUGGUGAGAAACAAGAGAUGAUAAAGAAUAAUGAAACUUCUAUCACUUCAACAAAUGUUACAAAGAGACAUAGCAGGUUAGAGCAACUAGAAGCAAGUUUAGCUAGAGCCCGAUCCUCCAUUAGACAAGCUGCUCAAGUUCGAAAUCUAACAUCGACUGAUGAUGACCCCGACUAUGUUCCCCAAGGCCCAAUAUACAGGAAUGCAAAUGCUUUCCACAGGAGUUACUUGGAGAUGGAAAAGCUUUUCAAGAUAUAUGUGUACGAAGAAGGAGAUCCUCCAAUGUUUCAUGAUGGACCGUGUAAAAGCAUAUAUUCAACAGAGGGAAGGUUCAUCCAUGAGAUGGAAAAGGGAAACAAAUACCGAACCCAAAAUCCCGAUGAGGCCCUUAUUUAUUUCCUACCAUUUAGUGUGGUCAAGAUGGUGCAGUACCUCUACGUGCCAGAUACCCGUGAUAGAUCAGCCAUGAAGCGUGCUGUUACCGACUAUAUCAAUAUCAUUUCUGAUAAACAUCCCUUUUGGAAUCGAAGCCUUGGUGCCGAUCAUUUUAUGCUUUCUUGCCAUGAUUGGGGGCCUGUCACAUCUUCUUAUGUCCCACACUUGUUCAACAAGUCCAUUAGAGUUCUGUGCAAUGCAAAUACUUCAGAAGGAUUUAAUCCAUCUAAAGAUGUCUCAUUCCCAGAAAUCCACCUUCGAACAGGGGAAAUCAAAGGACUAAUUGGGGGUUUUUCGCCAUCACGCAGACCAAUUCUUGCUUUCUUUGCAGGCCGUCUACAUGGCCAUAUAAGGUACCUCCUUCUAGAGCAAUGGAAAGGAAAAGACCAAGAUGUGCAAGUUUAUGAUCAACUUCCAAAGGGAGUCUCUUACGACUUGAUGCUGAAGAAGAGCAAAUUUUGCUUGUGUCCCAGUGGCUAUGAAGUGGCAAGCCCCAGAGUUGUGGAAGCCAUAUAUGCAGAAUGUGUUCCGGUAUUGAUUUCGGAUAGUUAUGUACCACCUUUCAGCGAUGUUCUCAAUUGGAAGUCAUUUUCUGUACAGGUGCAGGUGAAGGAUAUACCAAAUAUCAAAAGAAUACUAACGGGAAUAUCUCAAAGUCAAUAUUUGAGAAUGCAGAGAAGAGUUAAGCAAGUGCAGAAGCAUUUUGUAGCAAAUGGACCACCAACGAGAUUCGAUGUUUUCCAUAUGAUUGUUCACUCUAUUUGGCUCAGGAGGUUGAAUGUACGGAUAGAGGAUUAGUGUUUUGAUAAAAUUGUUGCAUGUAAAAGAGAAAUGAGCUUGCGCUCAGUCUUCUUAAUAGGGAACCACAUUCCCAAGUUUUCCAAAAUGGUAGCGAAAUUUGUUUGACAAUGUAACCAAUAAAUCAACAUAUGAAAAUAGUUAAUUUUGUACUUU
Messenger RNA from Ziziphus jujuba (common jujube), 1801 nucleotides. RefSeq names its product probable glycosyltransferase At5g03795. Lineage: Eukaryota; Viridiplantae; Streptophyta; Magnoliopsida; Rosales; Rhamnaceae. Bases 125 to 1645 code for a protein of 506 amino acids. The record is from RefSeq and is a predicted model, not a curated record. The transcript is spliced from 4 exons. Gene Ontology annotation, molecular function: glycosyltransferase activity.